Physella acuta is the source of this 1807-nucleotide messenger RNA. RefSeq names its product glutathione reductase, mitochondrial. Gene Ontology annotation, cellular component: mitochondrion; cytosol. Gene Ontology annotation, molecular function: flavin adenine dinucleotide binding; NADP binding; glutathione-disulfide reductase (NADPH) activity. Gene Ontology annotation, biological process: cell redox homeostasis; cellular response to oxidative stress; glutathione metabolic process. The record is from RefSeq and is a predicted model, not a curated record. Lineage: Eukaryota; Metazoa; Mollusca; Gastropoda; Physidae.
UAUUGACCAUUAUUUUUAGGUCAAAUUUGGUUUUUUUUUAAUUGGAGCAUUUCAACCGGAUGUUUACAAAGUUUACGGAAUUAAAAACUAUAAAUACGUGACUGUUGCAUUUGCCGACUGCUUCUUUUGUAGAUGACUGGGCAGUUUUUAACAAAAAUGGCACCAAUAGUUAAAAAAUUCGAUUUACUGGUACUUGGAGGAGGCUCGGGAGGUUUAGCAUGUGCAAGACGAGCUGCUGAGUUUGGAAUUCAAGCAGGCAUUGUUGAAGAAGCAAGAUGGGGCGGAACUUGUGUGAAUGUUGGCUGUGUGCCAAAAAAAGUCAUGUACAACACUGCCUUACAUGCUGAAUUUAUACAGGAGCACAAAGGCUAUGGUUUUGAUGUAGAGCUUAAAGGAUUCGAUUGGAGUCGUAUUAAAAAGAGUAGGGAUGAUUAUAUCAAGAGGUUGAAUGGUAUCUAUGAAUCUAAUUUAGAAAAGUCUAAAGUGGAGAGAAUUAUUGGUCAUGGGUCGUUUACACCAGACAAAUGUGUUGAGGUCAAUGGAGAAAAAUAUGCAGCAGAUCACAUUUUGAUUGCAACAGGUGGCCGUCCUGUUGUUCCCAAUAUUCCAGGUGCUGAGUAUGGAAUAACUAGUGAUGGCUUCUUUGAGCUUGAGGAUUUACCCAAGAAAGUGGUUGUUGUUGGUGCAGGGUACAUUGCAGUUGAGCUGGCUGGAGUCUUUGCUACUUUAGGAGCCGAUACCUCUGUGCUUAUACGCUACGAUCAGGUUCUUAGAACAUUUGAUAGUAUGAUAAGUAAAAGUGUUACGGAAAGUCUUGAGGCAGGAGGUGUGAAAGUUUGUAGACGGACAGAAGUAUCAAGUGUGACUAAGGAAGAAGAUGGAACCCUCACUCUCAAAAUUAAUAAUGGGGUGAUUGAUAAAGUCGACUGUCUUCUAUGGGCUAUUGGCAGAGUUCCCAACUCUGAUAGUUUAGGCUUGGAAAAUGCUGGUGUUAUUGUGGACAAACAUAACAACAUAGAGGUGGAUGAAUACCAGAACACCAAUAUCAAUGGGAUCUACGCUCUAGGGGAUGUCUGUGGAAAAGCCUUGCUCACUCCUGUUGCCAUAGCAGCAGGCAGGAAGUUGGCCCACAGACUGUUUGAUGGUAAAAAAGAUUUCAAGCUAGACUACAGCAACAUUCCAACUGUUGUGUUUUCUCACCCCCCUGUAGGAACUGUUGGUCUCACAGAAGAGGAAGCAGAGCUGAAGUAUGGGAAAGAAAAACUUAAAAUCUACACCUCAUCGUUUGUGCCUAUGUACUAUGCUGUUCUGGAGCAUAAAGUGCGGUGCCACAUGAAGCUUAUAUGUGUUUUACCUGAGGAGAAGGUUGUAGGACUACACAUGGUAGGUCAAGGUUGCGAUGAAAUGCUGCAAGGCUUUGGCGUGGCUAUUAAAAUGGGAGCCACCAAGGCACAGUUUGACGACUGUGUCGCCAUCCACCCGACAUCAUCUGAGGAGUUGGUCACCAUGCGGUAAAACUUUUCAUUCAACACCUUCACAGAUGAUCAUCCGAUGCUUUAAAUCAAAUUUUUCAUUAUAUUUUAGAGGAAUAUAAACAGUAUGUAGUUGAUUAAAUUAUUUAAUGCUAGACAUAAUACAAUAUUAAUGCACUGAUUAUUUGACAGAUUUCCAGUUUUCUGUCUUAUUCAGACUUAUUUUAAAAUGUUAUCUAAUUAUAAAUAUUUAUUGAUUCUUGCAAUCGUAGCUUCUAUAUUUUUCUAUAAAUAUAAAUUUAUCAAAAUUUUGUGUUCUAUAUACUUAUUAAGCC